ACCCGCAGAAUGAAGCUCAUCGCAGUGACUCUGAUCGUCGCCCUCGUGGCCGCCGCCCAAGGAGCCAAGCUCUCCGACAAGCUGGCCAAGAUCGUGCCCAGCUUCGCCACCGGGUUCGUGAUCAACGGCACCGAGGCCGCGCCCCACUCCGCCCCCUACAUCGUGUCCCUGGCCACCAACCCCGCCAAGCACUCGCACAUCUGCGGAGGCACCAUUGUCAGCAAGGACUGGGUGGUGACCGCCGCCCACUGCAUCUCGAACCCCGUGGGCAUGAGCGUCAUCGUCGGCCUGCACACCCGCGCCGAGGUGGACGAGCUGACCCAGCAGCGCGAGGUCGACUUCGGCCGCGUCCACGAGAAGUACUCCGGCGGAGUGGGCCCCUACGACAUCGCCCUGCUGCACGUGAGCGAGCCCUUCGAGUUCAACGAGUGGGUGCAGGCCGCCACGCUGCCCAGCCGCGAGCAGGUGCACGAGGGCGAGACCCAUCUGUACGGGUGGGGCCAGCCCAAGUCGUACAUCUUCACCGCCGCCAAGACCCUGCAGACCGUGACCACCGAGAUCGUCAACUUCGACGAGUGCAAGGAGGCCCUGCCCGCGGACGCCCCCCUGGCCGAAAGCAACAUCUGCUCCUCCUCGCUCCAGCAGAGCAAGUCCGCCUGCAACGGCGACUCCGGCGGCCCCCUGGUCGUCGAGUUCGAGAACGCCCCCUCCGAGCUGAUCGGCAUCGUCUCCUGGGGCUACAUCCCCUGCGGCCUGGCCAACCUGCCCUCCGUCUACACCAGGGUCUCCAGCUACGUCGACUGGAUCGUCGACAUCCAGAGCGCCUACUACAAGCUCGCGCCAGCCGAUCGCCAGUCGAACAAACCCAACAAACCCAGCAGAGAACGCAAGAUGAGACAAUUCGUGGUCCUACUCGCACUGGUCCUGGCCGCAGCCUCGGCCUCGGCCAACCUGAUCCCCCGGGCGGCUUUCCCCGAGGGCCGCAUCAUCAACGGCCAGGAGGCGACGGCGGGCGAGGCGCCCUACAUCGUGUCCCUGCAGAACACCGCCGGCUCGCACUUCUGCGCCGCCAGCCUGAUCGACGAGUGCACCCUCCUGACCGCCGCCCACUGCCUGACCAGCAGCCAGGGACAGGCGGUGGCCGGUGCCCACAGCCGCACGAGCACGGAGAACACCCAGGUGCGCAAGUUCACCAGCGCCCAGUACGUCGUCCACGAGAAGUACAGCGGCGGCGUGGGGCCCAACGACAUCGGCCUGAUCCUGCUGAGCGGGGCGGACUGCUUCGACCUGAACACGGUGGCCCGCGACGGCAGCAACCCGGUGGCUGCGGUCGCCCUGCCCUCCAAGACGUUCUCGGGCACCGGCGCCGGACGCCUGUACGGCUGGGGUCGCGACAACUCCGGAGCGCUGCCCACGCUCCUCCAGAAGCUGGACGUGGAUAUCAUCGGCUACGAUGAGUGCAGGACCGCCCUGCCCUCGAACAGCGCCCUGGCGGAGAGCAACGUGUGCACCUACAGCGAGGGCAAGGCCGACGGAGCCUGCAACGGCGACAGCGGCGGCCCGCUGGUCCUCACCUCCGAGAGCGGCGUCACCGAGCAGGUCGGAAUCGUCUCCUGGGGCUACACCCCCUGCGCCACCACCAAGUACCCCUCCGUCUACACCAGUACGGCUUCCCACCGGUCCUGGAUCAACGAGAACAGCAAGCGCGAAUAGUCGCUGGACGAUGGGAACAGAACAUGUAUAUACUCACUAAAUAAACGAACAUUGCAAACCGAGA
This is a messenger RNA of Drosophila ficusphila, 1777 nucleotides long. Its product is annotated as transmembrane protease serine 9-like. Bases 10 to 1713 code for a protein of 567 amino acids. The transcript is spliced from 2 exons. Gene Ontology annotation, molecular function: serine-type endopeptidase activity. Lineage: Eukaryota; Metazoa; Arthropoda; Insecta; Diptera; Drosophilidae. The record is from RefSeq and is a predicted model, not a curated record. Gene Ontology annotation, biological process: proteolysis.